Messenger RNA from Sorghum bicolor (sorghum), 3085 nucleotides. RefSeq lists its product as uncharacterized. Gene Ontology annotation, molecular function: protein binding. The record is from RefSeq and is a predicted model, not a curated record. The coding region runs from base 94 to 2553 and encodes 819 amino acids. NCBI's taxonomy places the organism in Eukaryota, Viridiplantae, Streptophyta, Magnoliopsida, Poales, Poaceae. The transcript is spliced from 11 exons.
GUUUGAUGCUCUUCUAGAACACACCCUGGGAAUCCUAUCGCGACCCACGCGCCCGCGGAACUAAGCACUCUUUGCCGAGCUCUCUCUGUCGCCAUGCUGCCGGCGGUCGCCGCCACAUCCCCCACCAUCUCCCAUCUGCCGCGCUACCACCACCUUGGCCGUCGCUUUCACCUCCGCCGCCACCUACUUCUAUCUGCUACUCCGGCCAGGCCCUCGUGUGGCACUACCCGCGCCCGCCGUCUUCUCCUUGCCGGCGCGUUCGCCUCCGGGGAGGGUCCUUCAGGACAGGAUGUCGAUUACUCUGCUGGCGUCACAAAUUCUGGGUCUGCAUAUCUUGGUCUCUUCGUUCGAUUGCUUGGCUUGGACAAUGACUCACGUGAUAGGGAACAUGCUGUUUGCACGCUCUAUCAGUACUCCCUUGGUGGAAGGAAGAGCGUCGAUGAGAUAAUGCAAUUCCCUGGCUGCAUUGUUCUCAUCAUUAGCCUCCUGAAAUCAGAGUCCAUUCCUGCCUGUGAAGCAGCUGCAGGUCUUCUGCGUAACAUUACAUCAGUUCACAUAUAUAGGAAGGUGGCUGGUGAGAGUGGAGCAAUGGAAGAAAUCAUUAGUCUUCUCUGUAAAUCUACAAUAACCCCUGAGAUUCUAGAGCAGUGUUUGUGUACCAUUUGGAACUUUUCUAUUGAUGAAAAUUGGAGGUACAAGAUUCUGAGGAGCGAUGUCCUAAUGAAGAUUGUUAGCUACCUAGAUGAAGAAGACAUAAAAGUCAAAGAGGCUGCUGGUGGUAUCAUAUCAAAUUUAGCUUUGAGUCCCUCUAAUCAUGGAGCUUUGGUUGAAGCAGGCGUCAUCCCAAAAUUGGUUCAUCUUUUGCAAACGAAAGAAGAUGACUAUAAGAUUAUUAGAAAGGAAGCUAAAAGUUCACUAAUACAGCUGGCUGGUGAUGAUCGUUACUACAGCCUUAUAAUAGAGGAGGGUCUAGUCCGGGUUCCUUUGGUUGGCUCAGCUGCAUAUAAAGCUUUUAAACCUCUCCCUCAUUCAUGGCCCUCUUUUCCUGAUGGCUCUGAGAUUCAGCGGAGUUCUCGUCCCUCAAAAUACGGUGCUACUGAACUGCUCCUUGGCUUGAGUAUCAAUGAGAAUGAUACAAAACCAGAUGAGGCUAAAAUUAAUGCUAUGAUAGGACGUUCUAAUCAGCAAUUCCUUGCGCGUGUUGGAGCUAUUGAGUUGGAUGAUCAAGGAAAAGAGGAAUCUGGAUCUGAAAAGAAUGACAUGUAUACCAUUUUGCCAUGGGUCGAUGGUGUUGCACGGUUAGUUUUAAUCCUUGGACUGGAAGAUGUCUCUGCAAUAAAAAAGGCUGCUAGAGCAUUGGGUGAUGCAUCAAUAAAUGAACAUAUGCGUACCUCAUUCAAGGAAGCUGGGGCUGUUAAACCUCUACUUCAGUUGCUCAAGCACAAAGAUGUACAUGUUAGAGAAGCUGGUGCUUAUGCGUUGGAAAAAUUAAGUGUCAGUGCCACAGUCUGUCGGAAUAUCAAAACAGAAGGUGGAUUAGAAUUGUUUGUAAAUAUAGUCAAGGAUCGAGAUACCCCAGUAGAACUACUAGAGAAGAUAAUUUAUAUACUUUCUGGAAUGUUUGACAUGGGGAUUUGCAUGGUUGCUGCACCGGAUACUGAAGGUGAUAAGGAUAGUGGAAACAAUGCAAUUCCCGAGACAUCUGUUAACCAAGAGAUGGCCAGCGAGUUGAUCUUCGAUUUUGAUGCUAUCUCAUGCUUAACGAAAGUUCUGAAGGAAGCAUCGCCAAGGUUGCAAGCAAGAGUCUGUUGUGUACUAGACCAUGUAGCAGCUUCAGAGCAACAUGCCACGGCAAUGACUGCUGCUUGCACUGGUUCAGUAAUCGAAGCUAUUCUUGAAAUAGGGGUUAUUCAUGGGACCAGAAGUGACUCUGAAAACUUUGAUGAAACUCCUAGUGCAGUCAUCGAAGAACUCAGUGAGGCUGUGUCUGCAGCUGUGAGGUUACUCACGAAAUUAUUGAACUUUGAUCUUUUCAUCCGCAGCAUAAACAGUGAAAAAAUCACUUCUCUGCUAAGAAGAAUGCUCAAGUCAAGUUUCCCCCUUCAGUCAAAGGAUUGUCUUGCAGCAUGCCUCAUUAAGCUAGAAUCCAGAGCUGGCUUAUCAGGAGAUCAUGGUGUCAGUAAUAUAGAUAUGGAGAUAAUUAUCUAUCAGACUAUUCCACGGCUAGUUGAGCAAAUGAUGACCUCACAUUCUCUUGAAAAUAAGAGAAGUGCUGUAAUAGAGCUCAAUAAGAUAAUAUCUGGUGGUGUGCUGGAAUAUACAAGAGCAUUGGCUGAUGGUGGAGGCAUAUUUCCACUGGUCAAAAUGCUUGAAGAGGGGGAUGGAGAUGCACUCGAAGCUACCUUAGCUAUCUUGUAUAAUCUGAGCAUGGAUCCAGAGAAUCACCCAGCAAUAAUUGCUGCUGGAGCAGUGCCCCUGUUGAAGCGGAUUGUUCUUGCAGAAGGCCCACAAUGGAAUAGUGCUAUUCAGCUGUUGAGAACAUUGCCUGUAUGACAUUGCUGAAGAAAAUGACCAUUCAUCGUCAACACACAUUUUAAACCACACUUAGUGCAUGCACAGGUAUUGUUGACUGAAGAACCGAUGCAGAAAAUGUCUUCGAAAAACUAACUUCUUAGAUUGAGGUCGCCGCUGAACCUAGCUCCAGCUCCCUAUCAUCAUCUUGAAUUUAUGACCUGGAACUCAAAGAAAGUAUCAGCAAGGACAUUUCCUCCGAAGUAGCAAUAUACGCUGCCCUUUUGGCUAGUUGAAAAGCACACCGGGGCCUGAUAUAUGAUGUCCCCUGAUGUAUGAUGUCUUUUUGCUCACAUGCGACGGCCAUAGAUAGUACCAUGAACUGUUUUGGACACUGGCAGUUUGCUGGUUGAGACCUUGGAAAGUUCAAAGUUGUAGCUAGGUGACUUUGCUCUGUAAGAAAUGGGGAUCCGAUCCUUUUUGUAUAACCUAGAGCUGAACUAGUGAACUAUCCUGCCUAGCGCAACAAAAUUACAGUAAACUGACGUAUACUCAUUGAUUGGGGACUUGACUA